AUGUUUAGACUUGUAAAUUUGUUGAAAACUGUCAUCAGGAGAUAUUCCAAUAAUAAUAAUGUUACAUCUAAGGCUCAUGAAUUUUUAUCUUCUGACAAACUUAAAACCUUUUGCAAUAGCGCUGGUCUCGUUACAUUUGGCGGAGCUGCUGUGCUCGGCAACUGGAAACUCGUUAAUAGUUCGAUCGACAGAUCGUUAGUCCCAAUCAAUUCAAAACUAGAUCAUAUUGUAAAUCAAAACAUUGAACUAAUUAAAGAGGUCCAUUUCAUUAAAGGCCGCCUUAAUAAUCUUACUGAGAAAGACUGUGAUAAACAAGGUUGA
Messenger RNA from Rhizophagus irregularis DAOM 181602=DAOM 197198, 321 nucleotides. RefSeq lists its product as uncharacterized. The record is from RefSeq and is a predicted model, not a curated record. Lineage: Eukaryota; Fungi; Glomeromycota; Glomeromycetes; Glomerales; Glomeraceae.